AUGGCGCGGCACAAAAUCCCUCCGGUCGCGCCAACAACGGCAGUAUCAGACGCGAUGCGCCGAGCUUCGACUCAGAUAGCGCCGCCAACAGCAGAGACCCUAUUCGGGCCGCAAUUCGAUUCAGCAAGAUCCAAAAAGUCCAGCAGCAAAGGCAGGACUCCUAGUCUCCGCUCGUCGCAGACCCGCGCGACUUCAGAACCAACUGCCAAGCCUAAGGCAACGCCCCUGGGCAAUGGAUCCACCGCGCCCGAAGUCUCUCAAUCAUCGUCUCGUGCGUCCUCCUCGGAUGCUGGCGACGUCGCAGUCGAGGAUGCACACACAAUAAGCGACGCCAAGCGGCAGAAGCUCAACGAUGCUCCUCGUCGAUCUACUCGCCUGAAGCCAGCGAUUGAGGCCAGCACCGCCGUUCACCCAGUUGCUCCUGCCAAGAAGGCUCUACGGAAGGUCGCUGAUCCUGUUGAAGCUACACCCAACAACGAAGACACUAGCAGCCUAACAUCCACUCGCGAGAGCCGUGGUAGCGAGGAUCCUUCGAGCGCGCCGACAUCCGUCAGUGGGGCUGCCGUUGCUAGCGAACCUCAGUCUGAAUAUCCGCCACUACCGACAGGUGAAGAUGGCGGCCAGCAUCGAAGUCCUCUCGCUUCUGCGCCGCCACAGCCUUUUCCCACCUCCUUUCCUCCUGCCUUGCCAAUGUUUCCAAUCAUUCCUGGACCUAAUGCCUUCGCUGGCAUGCCGCCUGCCAUGGGCCAACCUCACAUGCCCUUUUAUCAAGCCCUCAAGGCCCAAUGA
This is a messenger RNA of Cyphellophora attinorum, 789 nucleotides long. RefSeq lists its product as uncharacterized. The transcript is spliced from 2 exons. Bases 1 to 789 code for a protein of 262 amino acids. NCBI's taxonomy places the organism in Eukaryota, Fungi, Ascomycota, Eurotiomycetes, Chaetothyriales, Cyphellophoraceae. The record is from RefSeq and is a predicted model, not a curated record.